UUGAUCCGUUUAUUUCCCCACCAGGUUCCCUUUCCCUCCUGUGUUUGUCCGGUUCUGCGGCACCUCGCGGUCCCCAAGGACGUUUGCAUGGUGUCUCGUUUCUUCACGCGCUUUCGUAACGACUUUGGGACAAACCGAGUUACGGUCACAAUCCGUUCGUAAGUCGAGGAGCAGCAGUAGAAACAGAAAUAAAAGUAAAACCACAGCGCAAUCAAAACAAGAAGGGAUAGGAAACUGAGAUUUGGAACGCUUUCAGUGUUUGAGAGUUUGUGUGUGAGACAGACAGAGACAGAAAUAGAGCGCUUGUGAAUCCGCAGUCGGCUGAGUCGCGUGAGGCGCCGCGCGGGGCGGAGCUGCGGCUUUAAGGGGCAUGCGGGGGGAGGGAGCGGCGAUUCCACAAGAAGAAUGAGGAAACGAUCGAGCGCCACAUAGAGCCCGGGCCGAGGCUGGCCCAAGCGGACCGAAGCGGGAGCACCUCCGGAACUAGCGGUUCCCGCAGCGCGAGCGCGACAUCGUCUCCGUCCGCGACCCCCCAUGGCCGACUCGACCACAACACACGGCGUCGGUUCGCCGACCAAGACGACGGGCGACAACUCCACCUUGGCCCCCGGCUCCAAGAACCCCGAGUACGUCGCCUUCGUGCUGGUGCCCACGUUCUUCCUGCUCGGCCUGCUGGGAGUCCUCAUCUGCCACAUCCUGAAGCGCAGAGGCUACCGCUGCACCACCGAGGCUGAGGGCGAGGAUGAGGUCUUGGAGAGCGAGAAGGACAAGGAUCCCGAGUGUGCUGCAGAGCUUAACGACACGUUCAGUGACGCCAACAAUGACACCGUGGGACAGAUCGUCCACUACAUUAUGAAGAAUGAAGCUAAUUCGGACGCCCUGAAGGCCAUGUUGCACGAGAACAGCAUCGACCCCGAUGGACCUCCUGUCUCAAGCCCACCAACCACCCCAAUAUCACCCGGGGCACCGCCAGGUGCGCCCAAGCACACCUGCAGCCACCUGCACACAGUGGGCGGAGUCAGUGGCCAUAAGAGCGUCUGCAGCCGCUGUAACCAGAAGAAGUGGCCCCAUAUGAAGCACGCGACCCGGAGCCACGCCGGGGAGGUCACUGUCCUCUCCGUGGGCAGGUUCCGAGUGACCAAGUGUGACCCCAAAGCUCCGAGGGAGAAGAGGACCCUGCUCAUCACUGAGGCCAACAGGUCCACGCCCACGACGCCCACGACUCCCACGGCGUCCGAGCCGACGAGCCGCACGGCCUCGGAGUCGCAGGAAAGAGACAAGUGACCCCAUUUUAAAGUUGUGAUGCAGAAAGGAGCGGAUUCCCAAAGAAAGAACCAGAACCCGUGACGCGAAGCCAUGCAGGAGCCGUAAAAAACCUUCAGUCCCCAAGUGAUGCGAAUGACCGGACCGGAACGGGGCGGGGGAGGGGGGGUGCUGGACGACACCUGGCUCAUAAAUGUCACGCCGCAAGCAGAUUUCUGCACAACGACAGCUCCGAGCCCCCCUGACGGGGGCCGAUACCGUGUGCGUCCCGCACGAUGAGAGCACAGCCUCGCUGCGAUGCCAAAGCUGAACCACGAUGGGGAAGGGGGUCCGCUCUCUCCCCUGUGGGAUCUGACCUCAGUCGCACUCCACUCCGUUUACCUCUAGUUUAGUCCUUGACGGGUGGAAGCGUGUUGCAGGUCCUCCUGGGGAGCAAUAAAGACGUUCAAAUUGCCGGCGAAGCACGUGGUCUUCAGUUCACUUUUCUGCCAAAUUUAUACAUGUAAACAUAGAUGCAUAUAAAACCUUCUUUGGUCGUUGCAAUUUUAAAAACCCCUCUAAAUUUUCUAACUUGGUUUACUGCUUCCUCUGAUAUAACUAGUUCUUCGGGUCUUGUGUUUGUCAUUUGAGUUUUAUUAUUUUUUACUGGAAGUUCAUAUGCGUUAUGUUUUUGGUUUAUGAGAAAAUACUAAACUCGACUCAUUCGAUUAGCAGUUUCUUAGAGUGUGUGUCGGGGGGUGGGUGCAGUAAACUAGUGUCCCACUGCGAGGUGCGUUCUGUAACGGAGCAUCAAACACUCUGGACCACGCACAGUGCGUGUGUGCGUGUCACUUUCUCAAGACACACGUCCGAAUGAUCCAAAGCGAUUGAUCCAGAUCCAAAGCGAUUCUCAUGAACCGGCAGCGUGAGCAACAUCUGCUGCGAAUGAGUAUUAUUCUGUACGUUCUGGAGCUUCGCUUUACUGAACACACUGAAUCGAUGGUGAUCAAAAUUGCAGUGACGUUCGAACCUUGUGCUUAGAACAGUGAGUGAGUGAGUGAGUGAGUGAAGCCCAAGUGAGGAAGGCUGCAGUGCCUUCAGCAUGUGCUUCUCCUCGCGGUACCGCUGUUUCGGCCCACUUUCGGUCCUGCAGCUCCGCUUGAUCCCGUGCGGCGCUCAGAGCUCCACGUACAGUUGUUGUUGUUGUGUUUGUAAUUUCGUCAAAUUCUCUUCCUGUUACAUCGCAGUUGUUGGCGUUUCGGCUUCAAGAAAACAUGCUCGCUGUGUUUUAUCCAUUUAUUGCGAGUUUUGCUUGGAGACUUUGUAGCUUCCCGCCCUUCUUGUGUUCCAUGUUGCAUAUUGUUUGAUCCAACUUAAAUAAAACUAAUUGUAGAUAACAGGGAAAUUUUUCUUUUUUUUUUUUUUUUUUUUUAAA
This is a messenger RNA of Scleropages formosus (Asian bonytongue), 2677 nucleotides long. RefSeq names its product RELT like 1 (gene rell1). The record is from RefSeq and is a predicted model, not a curated record. The transcript is spliced from 8 exons. The coding region runs from base 535 to 1284 and encodes 249 amino acids. Gene Ontology annotation, biological process: positive regulation of p38MAPK cascade. Gene Ontology annotation, cellular component: plasma membrane. NCBI's taxonomy places the organism in Eukaryota, Metazoa, Chordata, Actinopteri, Osteoglossiformes, Osteoglossidae.